AUGAAGCUCUCAAAGGUGUUAUCCUAUUCCGCAUCUCUCGGCUUCUUAGGGGUAGUGUCGGCAACUCCCCUUCAAACAAACCAGGGACUAUCAGCCAGACAAGAGCCAGAUAUAUUUCCCAAAAGAUGCUAUCCAAACCCGUGCAAGAAUAUCCAAUACGAUCCCCAACAUUCAGACUCGGUGUGCGGAGACCCACGGCUUGGACCGCUGACCCUACCAACCCGUUUCCCUGUGUCGGUUGAAACAGCCACGUAUUAUAGAUACGGCGGCCUCUGCGCGGAUGAGUUCAUUAUGAGAUGGGCCGGGGACUUAGACCCAAAGAAGUGGUUCAAUUAUCCGGAUUUCGACGGUUUCGCGCUCGACUCUCAGGGCAAACCAAUAAUGUCUGAGGCUACUAUAACCAAAGGAAGAAAACUGGACCGAUUUGGGAGCCCGAAGGGCAAGUUCGUUGCGCCUUUGGGAUCAUCGUAUAUCUCGCGAGCGCUGCCACCGCCGAACCUCGCACCAGGCAAAUCAGGAAACUACCCGGACAACUACCACGUUUAUGAGGUAAUGAAACCUUUCGCGGGUUUCUUAGGGCCGGUAGCUAGCUGGUUUGGCCAACCAGGCUUUGGCUCUCAGAUUUAUCUUAAAGUUAGUGUUCAGGAGCUGCUCGAUGGAGGCUUCCUGCGAGAGUUGAAGGAGGAGGAGUUUGACGAACCAUCUGAAUACUCAUACGACCCUUCUAACCAACGUGGCAAGGCAUAA
Trichophyton rubrum CBS 118892 is the source of this 747-nucleotide messenger RNA. RefSeq lists its product as uncharacterized. The transcript is spliced from 2 exons. Lineage: Eukaryota; Fungi; Ascomycota; Eurotiomycetes; Onygenales; Arthrodermataceae. The coding region runs from base 1 to 747 and encodes 248 amino acids. The record is from RefSeq and is a predicted model, not a curated record.